GGAGUUCUGGUAGAUCACAAGCUUAAUAAUGGCAUGCAAUGCCAAGCUGCAGUUUCUUAAGCCAGCAAAAUCUGCCCUUGUAUUAAAAGAGUCUCUGGUCAUCUCCUGUACUGUGUCCGCAGUCUCUGGUCGUCUCCUGUACUGUGUCCGCAGUCUCUGGUCAUCUCCUGUACUGUGUCCGCAGUCUCUGGUCAUCUCCUGUACUAUGUCCGCAGUCUCUGGUCAUCUCCUGUACUAUGUCCGCAGUCUCUGCUCAUCUCCUGUAGUAUGUCUGCAGUCUCUAGUAAUCUCCUGUACUAUGUCUGCAGUCCGUUGGUUCAAAAUAUUUUUUUUCUUGUUUUUCGCCUCUAAAACCUAG
This is a messenger RNA of Staurois parvus, 358 nucleotides long. Lineage: Eukaryota; Metazoa; Chordata; Amphibia; Anura; Ranidae. The record is from the annotation of a GenBank genome assembly.